UUGCAAUUAGAAUAAAACAAUUCUCAGCUGUAUUCCCCAAUUUCAUUUAGAAGUUGAUACGCUUACAUUGGAUACGAUGAAUAUCGUAGUUCUUAAUAAAUUUUGAGAUCUUAAAAAAAAAUAUAAGCGUGAUUGAUCAAUUGAUAAAUGAAAAUGAAGCGUUCAAAAAAUGAAAUAAUAAAUGCUACGGUCGAAUCGUAUUUGAAACGACGUCAUUAUCAGCAAGCUGGUGAAUUUCUUUGUAAACCCGAUCAAUCAAUUUGCCAAACAGGCGAUGAAGUGACUCUUAGUGCAACCGUUAAGUGGGGUAUAUCUCGGGAUAAUUCAAUUGUCUUCAGUGCUAUCACUAUUGAUACAGCUGCUGCAGAUCAAGCAUACGAACGACUAAAGAUGUGGGUAAAUGUUAUACUUAAUGAUAAAUUAAAAACAGAGCUAAAAGGUCUUCUGUAUCCAGUAUUUUGCCAUCUUUAUUUAGAAAUGUUACAUGCUGGAAAUAGACAAGCUGCAGUGCAGUUUUUAAAAUCUCACCAAGGUGAAUUUAUUAGUGAAACAGAAAAGAGUUUUUUAGAAGAACUUUCCAGUGUCUUUUCUAUACAAGAUAUUGAAUUAAGACCAUUGGUAAAUGCAUUUAGAACUAGAAAAUAUAAAGUAGAUAUGUCAGAUGUAGCUCAUAUAUGCCUUCAACAAUUUCUUAAAAAACAUGGGCAUAUAACAUUAAUGCAGAUAAUAAAUACACAUGUCACUAUAAUUAAAAAGGUAGAUUCUGUUCCAAUGGAUACUGAUUCAAGUGAAAGUAGAGGACAGCGUUCUGAGAUUGGAAUUAAUGGGCAUGUAGAGCAACCAUGUGGGACUGGAGUUGAUCGUGAAAUGCGGGAACUGCAAGAGGCCAUACGACUGAUACAAAAUAAUACUUGGCAACCAUUACGCAUGUUUACUGUAAACAAUGCUAUCGAAAAUGCAAGCUGUGGUAUGGUAGCAUCUAAUUUAGAUAAAGUUGCUGUAGGAUUCAGCACUUCUGAAAUAAGAUUAUGGGGUACAAGUGAAACAGUACUAAUUAAGCCAGAUUUUAGAGAACCAUCUAUUUCACUUGCUCGUAGCGUUCCACCUUGGAGUAACUUCAGUGAAAACAAUCUCUUUAGAGAUGAAGCAGGAGCAAUAGUAUUAAGGGGACAUACUGACGUAAUACAUGAUAUGCGAUUUGUUCCAAAUGCAGAUCUUCUUUUAACAGUAUCUAGUGAUAAAAAUAUGCGGGUAUGGAGAUUGCACGAUUAUACUUGUGCUGCUAUAUAUAAUGGACACAACUAUCCUAUAUGGUGCAUGGAUACUAGUAUAUUUAAUUUGUAUAUAGCAACUGGAUCUCAUGAUAGAACAGCAAAAUUAUGGUCUUUAGAUAGAAAAUUCCCAUUAAGAAUAUUUGCAGGACAUUUUUUAGAUGUAAAUAGCAUAAAAUUUCAUCCAAAUGCUCGAUAUCUAGCAACAGGAUCUGCAGACAAAACAAUUAGAUUAUGGGAUAAGGAUGAUGCAAAUCUAUUAAGAGUAUAUGUUGGCGCUCAAUCAACUAUUUAUAGUUUAGCUUUUAGUCCAGACGGAAAAUAUUUAGCUGCUGCCGGAGAUGAUAAGUCUAUUGCAAUUUGGGAUCUAGCAACUAAUUCAUUAUUGACUGAACUUAAAGGUCAUCAAGAUACAAUCAUGAAUGUAGAUUGGAGUCUAGAUGGACAGUAUAUUGCUAGUGCCAGCGCGGAUGGCAUAGUUCGUUUGUGGUCCACACAAGAUAAUAUUUUAGUUUCUAAUAAUGGAUCAAAAACAUCAUCCAACAAAACAGAAAAUUUUCAUACAUAUUCAACAUAUUGCUCAAGUAUUCUUUCUCUUCGAUAUUAUGAAAAAAACAAUUCAUUAAUUUGUAUUGGAACUACAUAGAAAAUUUAGUAUUUUAAUAAUAACUGAAUAAAAUGACAAUAUAUGUUUCGAUUAUGUUAAAUUA
Molecule: messenger RNA, 1981 nt
Organism: Vespula vulgaris
Lineage: Eukaryota; Metazoa; Arthropoda; Insecta; Hymenoptera; Vespidae
Gene: wda
Product: TAF5-like RNA polymerase II p300/CBP-associated factor-associated factor 65 kDa subunit 5L
Exons: 9
Coding region: 148-1917 (589 amino acids)
Biological process (GO): transcription initiation at RNA polymerase II promoter
Cellular component (GO): transcription factor TFIID complex
Molecular function (GO): protein binding; RNA polymerase II general transcription initiation factor activity
Source: RefSeq, a predicted model, not a curated record